Eublepharis macularius is the source of this 2202-nucleotide messenger RNA. It is a transcript of the gene TSN, whose product is annotated as translin. Gene Ontology annotation, cellular component: cytoplasm; nucleus. NCBI's taxonomy places the organism in Eukaryota, Metazoa, Chordata, Lepidosauria, Squamata, Eublepharidae. Bases 209 to 898 code for a protein of 229 amino acids. Gene Ontology annotation, biological process: RNA metabolic process. Gene Ontology annotation, molecular function: RNA binding; single-stranded DNA binding; sequence-specific DNA binding. The transcript has 7 exons. The record is from RefSeq and is a predicted model, not a curated record.
UCUGGGAUGCAUCUCCCGUGCUCUGGCGGAAUAGUGGCUGAACUCGUGGAGGACCGAACGCGCGAAUCAAGAGUUGUGUGGCUGCGGCGGUGAGUGGCGGGACAAACACGGGUGGUAAUUUCCUGGGGUGGAGCCACAACAGCAGCAAGGGUCCAUUUCUUCAGGGCGAGCAGAGUUGUGGUUCUCUGGUGGGCUGCUCUUUGCGAUCAUGUCUGUCAGCGAGAUGUUUAUCAACUUGCAGGGGGUGCUGACAGUUGACCAGGAUAUACGUGAGGACAUCAGGAAAGUUGUUCAGACUCUGGAACAGACAGCUCGGGAAAUUCUGACUGUGCUACAGGGAGUCCACCAAGGUUCUGGAUUCCAGGACAUACCAAAGAAGUGUCAGAAGGCUCGUGAACACUUUGGUACAGUAAGAACACAGCUGGCCUCUCUGAAAAUCAAAUUUCCUGCAGAUCAGUAUUACAGAUUUCAUGAACAUUGGAGGUUUGUGCUACAGCGCUUGGUAUUCUUGGCAGCAUUUGUUGUCUACUUGGAGACAGAAACAUUAGUGACUCGGGAAGCUGUUACAGAAAUACUUGGAAUUGAAGCUGAACGAGAAAGAGGUUUCCACCUGGACAUUGAGGAUUACCUCUCUGGAGUGCUGACUCUUGCUAGUGAGCUAUCUAGGCUAGCAGUCAACAGUGUCACCGCUGGAGAUUACUCUCGCCCCCUUCGCAUCUCUGCAUUCAUCAAUGAGCUGGAUUCUGGCUUCCGCCUCCUGAACCUGAAAAAUGACUCCUUGAGGAAGCGCUAUGAUGGCCUCAAGUAUGAUGUUAAGAAGAUUGAGGAGGUGGUUUACGACUUGUCAAUCAGAGGACUCAACAAGGAGGCAACAGAUGGUGCUGGUGGGGAGAAAUAAAUAAGGGCACAUUGAAAUGAAUUAAUGAUUACCUCAGUUUUGCUGCCAAUGAAGGAGCUUUGAGCUCUACAGCAGUAGCCUAGAGGAACCACAACCACAAAACCCACUGUUUUUGCCUACUCAGUGUUCAGUAUGUCCAAAUGAAGGCACUCAGCUCUUCUGUGAACAGCAGUCUAGCAGCUGCAUUUGCAACACAAGUUACCAUGCUGCAAACAAACUUUGUUUUUGAAGUGCAGCAGUAACUGUCUAUUAGCCCUGCACAACUAGGAAUGGGAGUUGUUUAUUGUUGGGCCACAGUAUGUUUUUAAUCUUUCCUUCUCUGGUUGUGCUGAGCUUCAUCUGAAGUUUCGUACAAUGUAUACAGUUUCAUACAAUUUAGUGUGAACAAAGAUGGGGGUACUUGGCUGCAGCUAGUAUAUCAGUAUCUUGAUGAUAUGAUUGGGAAAGUUCAUUUCAACUCAAGCUAGUAGUUGUGUAUUCCUGUAUUAAAGCAAAAAAAGAUAAUCUGUUCAAUAGCCAUAUCACUGGGAAUUUGUUUUCAAAGAAACAUUGUUUUACUGUACUCUGAUACCUUUUAUAUACUUAAGAACUUGAUUUGCUUAGCUAGCAGAGAGUUAUUCCUUGAAUCUUUAACUCUAUAGCUUAUAGGCAUGGCAUUAAACAUACAGCAGACAUUUAAGGAAAGCAAAUACUAAAACGUCUUUUGCAUGUGUUGGCUUUAAGUGCACACUUGUGGAGGCUUGUAGGCACAUGCCAAAGUUGGGUAUUUGUUAAAGGUAUUUGUGAUCCUUUGGAUUCUAGGUUACUUGUUUCAUUUUUCCAUCAUUUUGUAUUGCGUCGUUUUGUAAGACCCUAAGUAGCAGUAAAGAAAGUUACUUGACUAAAUUGUUGCCCUUCUUUUGAUCCCAAAAACACUUACUGGAGGCAAGUUCUUUGAUUUCACUGUGUACAUCGCAGCUUUAGUGGUAUAGUGUCUUAAGUUGUGGAUACAAAGCAAACUGACCUGUCACUUGUAUGUGUUAUCUCUUCCAUGUCAAUGCUCAGUGCCCACCUUUCAAAUCAAACACAUUUCUUCAGUGUACAGUAUCACAUUUCAUGUUGUAUGCUUUGUUGGAUUUCUACCCUAAAAGUUUUCCUUUAAUAAAGGUUACUUCCAAAGAAUAUCUUCAUACUUUACAAAUUAGUGGCUGUAAGUAACUUUGUAAAACUUUUACCUUGUUUUGGUUAUGUAUUUUUUUUAUGUUCACUGGGAAGAAAAUACUUUCAUGGUUAAUGUGGGUAAAUAAAGAAAACCCUGUUCUUUA